UCAGCACAAUCCCAAGAAAACACAGCCACUAACAGUUCAUAACUCUGCAGUCUGUAAAAUAUGGCAAAUGGUGUACAUACAGAGGAAUUUGAACUCAAUAUGGAAGAUGAAAACCUCUGUGCUGGUUCAGCCAAGAGUGAUGCCUCUCUGAACCGCUCCUAUGAAGAGGACGAAGUGACUUCAGUAGUGUCUGGAAGAAAACUCUGCAGACUGGUUCUUGUGAGCCUUGCACUCCUGUGUAUCCUACAAGCUGUUCUCAGUAUUUCUCUGCGUAUUGCUUUCAGUAAUGAGGCUGGUUUUAAAAACCUGACCAAAGAGAGAGACGAGUUGAAGAGGACCAACUUUGAUAUUGAGGGCAGGUACAAGAACCUGACUGAAGAGAGAGAUGAACUGAAGAAGAUCAACUCUGCUAUUGAGGCCAAUUCUGAAAACUUGACUGAAGAGCGAGAUGCGUUGAAGAAGAUCAACUCUGAUAUUGAGGCCAGUUUUAAAAACCUGACUGAAGAGAGAGACGAGCUGAAGAGGAUCAACUUUGAUACUGAAGCCAGUCGUAAAAACCUGACUGAACAGAGAGAUGAACUGGAGAGGAAGCUGAAUAUAUUUGAGUCACAGUAUAAUUCCCUGACUGAAGAGAGUGACAAGUUGAAGAGGAGACUGAAAAAUGGAUGGCUGUAUUUCAGCGGUAGUCUCUAUUACAUUUCUUCUAACGAGAAAACCUGGCAAGAAAGUAGAAAAGACUGUCUUCAAAAAGAUGCAGACCUGAUUAUUAUAAACAACAAAGAAGAACAGAAUUUCAUGCGACAAUUCAAGAAGUACUUGUGGAUUGGACUCACUGACAUAGAGACGGAGGGGAAAUGGAAAUGGGUGGAUGGGACUCCACUGACAAGAAGCUUCUGGGGUUCUAAGGAGCCAAAUGGUAAAACACUUGAAAACUGUGGGCAAAUUAAACAUCCUGAUUCGGAAAACAACUGGAAUGAUGAAAGAUGCUCCAAUCCACACUACUGGAUCUGUGAAGAAAAAUUUUCUCUGUAAUUGCAUCCAAACCUGCCAGACAAUACAGAAAACAGGACAAAAAGGUGCAUUUCUCAAUUUCAGCUGAACAGAGGAAAAUAUUUAAUCACUUGGUUAUUUUUUCAGUUUGUUUGUGAACAUAAUUUUCAUCAUUUGUUGGCUUAGUAUCAGUGUAGUGUCAAAUGUUCUCUGCACUGUAGGGAAAGUGACCACUUAUGUAAAACCAAUAUACAACUAGGGUCACUGCUUUGCUGCAAAAAAGGGAAUACUGUAAUACAUAUGCUUUGAUUCCUCUUUAAAUAAAGGCCACAUGUAUAUUCA
Molecule: messenger RNA, 1332 nt
Organism: Seriola dumerili (greater amberjack)
Lineage: Eukaryota; Metazoa; Chordata; Actinopteri; Carangiformes; Carangidae
Product: C-type lectin domain family 4 member M-like
Exons: 11
Coding region: 61-1032 (323 amino acids)
Cellular component (GO): plasma membrane
Molecular function (GO): transmembrane signaling receptor activity
Source: RefSeq, a predicted model, not a curated record